This is a messenger RNA of Mercenaria mercenaria, 2203 nucleotides long. RefSeq lists its product as uncharacterized. The record is from RefSeq and is a predicted model, not a curated record. NCBI's taxonomy places the organism in Eukaryota, Metazoa, Mollusca, Bivalvia, Venerida, Veneridae. Gene Ontology annotation, molecular function: S-adenosylmethionine-dependent methyltransferase activity. The coding region runs from base 156 to 509 and encodes 117 amino acids. The transcript is spliced from 4 exons.
CAGUUUUCGACAUCUAAAUUAAAGGUCAAUGAUAGCCGUGCAUAAGAAUGAAUAAGACGAAAUAGCACCUAUGUUGUUGCUGCUCUGUCCAUUGUGAAUACAACUGUCUUCAGUAGGUGUCAAAGCAUAAAUUUAUAGUACCGGACAUAGUAAAAAUGAGCAUUUUCAUUAACUACAACCGUGCAUCUCGUUUCUAUGACAGUCAGAGGUUUCCAGUUGGGUCUGAUACUAUGGCGGCCAUGAUUCAGUUCUACACGAGCAAAAAUUUAGCGGAUCUCCGUAUACUACAUGCUGGUUGUGGCACUGGAAAUUAUGAGAAGUCAUUGCUUGAUAUUGGAGUUGGCCAAAUGGCACUACUGGAGUUAUCGUCAGAAAUGUUAAAGACAGCCAAAGAUAAACUUAAUAACUAUAUAGAAUGUGGAAAAGUCACAGAUGUUGCCGAAUGCACGAUGCCACCAUUCCAUUUCCGGAUGACAGUUUUGAUGCGGUCCUGUUCAAUACGGUUUUAAAUCAUCUUGAUCGGGCAAACUCUGCUUUUCCUAAUUGCGUGGAGACACUGAACGAAUCCCGACGGAUCCUGCGACCAAACGGCGUUAUAAUAGUAUCAACAGCCCUUCCAUCAGCAUUUUUAAACGCUGUAUGGUUUACGAAGAUAAAUACGAAAUAAACAAAACGUUUCAUAGAAAAUACUAUUCCAACUUUGGACCAGUUUGAAAAAAUGUUUUUAGCCUCUGGUAUCGAAUGUGUUCAGAAAAUGAAAUAUAUUGGGUUCAGAUAUCUUCAAGAACUAUUACAAUGUAGAUGGUCUGCCGGAGGAAUCUUGGCUGAAAGAAAAUGAGUACCUGACGUUCGCGACAGAGAGUGAAGCUGGAGAAUGGUUCAGAAAAGUUAAAGAACUGAAGGAAAAUGGUGAGCUAGAAAAUUGGGUGAAAGAAAAUGAUGACACACAAACUACAGGUGUUCUAACAAUCUUCGUUUGUAAACCCGUUUCUGCCAAGUGAAUUUACUGCUGCGCAAAUAACGGCUGUAUACUUUCAUGCGAAGAUAAAUCCAUGCAGUUUAUUCUUGGUUUGAUACUGUCAAAGAAUGUUGUAUGAAAUUAUAUUCAAGAAAAGACAAAAGAAAAAACAGUCGUGCAAACAUCAAAGACAGCAUUUAAAAAUGAUAUGCAAAUUUAAAUUUAAUGAUACCUUUUGGAUAAUAACUUGUUGUCGGUUAAAAGAUACUGUUGCGCUGAAAUUUGUAAGUUUGCUCAUGCAGUCAUAUGAAAUGCACUAUUCCAGCAGUUAAAACAUUCUUCAGCCAGCACUCAUGUUCAUAGAAAUGUGAUGCAAUACUCAACAUUUUAGUGUCUACACAAAAAGUUUGAUAUGUCUUUCAGCAAUAUUCAAAAUACUUUUAGCAAAAUGAUAACGGGCAGAUCAACAAACUUCAGCUAAAUUCGUAUUAUCAAUUUAUAUUGCUUUACUGAAAAAGUAACAUUAAUAUUUGCCCAUACGUGACGAAUAUACCCGUCAGCGGUCCUUCUGUCUGUUUUAUCUCACUCUUAUGAUUUAUUCAUGUAUCUAUCAAAGUGUAUCAAAAUGUCCAAUUUCUCAGCAUGGAAAAUAAAAAGCCCUUCCUAAAGGUCGAAUAUUUUAUAUUUCGUGUCCGCUUUUAAUCCUAUCAACUGGAAUGAUUUUUCAAAGAACUCCCCACGAUUGUUAACCAUAAUGAACUGUUUUGUUUUUUUUGUCUUUUUGAUUAAAGUUGAUUGCUCUAACAAUUGUUUGCUUGACGGUACUAAGAAAAUACACUUGUUCCUUAAAGCGCUGAUAUUGGUUGAAAUCAAAGUUAAUUCUUAGUUAGUUCUUGUACAUCUUUUAUUUAGGUCAGAUACAUCCUAGAUUGCUCCUUGCCAUGUCCUUAGUUCAUGGAGUUUAAUGAUCGUUUGAAACUAUUUGCUUUUAUUUUGUUUUAUCUAAUAGACGUUUUGUGUGCUCCUUUGUUAUUUGUGCAGGUCAUCCAGCUUUUCAAAUCAAAGAACGUACAAUAAAAUACAUUCACCAACAUAGAAUUUUCCUCUCGUUACAACCAUAUUUCUCUCAUUAACAUAUAUAAAAAAGUCGAAGAAAAGUCGAUUGUUUUAGUAAAAGAGCAUGUUAAUUUAAAUUGAUUAUGAUAGUUAUCUAAUGUUCUAUUGAUUCAAAAAUAAAUAUUUAAU